ACUACUCUCAAGCUUCAAAACCUCUCGACAUUCCCAAACACCCGAAAAAUUUCUCUAUCAUUUCCAAACAAUAUUUCCCACAUUCUGCCAUGGGAGUAAAACUAUCGCCGGCGUCCUCGGCCGGGAAAUGGCUCGGCCUUGUUACCGCCGUCUGGGUUCAAGCUAUUUCCGGCAACAAUUACACCUUCUCUAAUUACUCCGACGCCCUCAAAACACUCAUGGGACUCACUCAGCUCCAGCUCAACAGCCUCUCCGUCGCCAAAGACGUCGGAAAAGCAUUCGGCAUCUUCGCCGGCCUCGCCUCCGACCGCCUCCCCACCUCUAUCAUCCUCCUCAUUGGCUCCGUCGAAGGCUUCGUCGGCUACGGCGUCCAGUGGCUCGUUGUUAGCGGCCGAAUCCAACCCCUCCCUUACUGGGUGAUGUGUAUCUUUCUAUGUAUGGGUGGAAACAGCACUACUUGGAUGAACACCGCGAUUUUGGUAACAUGCAUUCGGAAUUUCCGGAAGAAUCGGGGCCCUGUUUCGGGGAUUUUAAAAGGCUACGUCGGUUUGAGCACCGCCAUCUUCACCGACGUCUGCUCGGCGCUGUUCGGCGACGAUCCGGCGAAGUUUCUGCUGAUGCUCACUGUCGUUCCGUUGAUCGUCUGCCUCGCCGCCAUGUUCUUCCUCCGCGAGAUCCCGCCGUCGCAAUCCGCGGAGGAGGAGGGCGAAGAGACGAAAUUCUUCGGCAUAAUCAACGUAAUCGCCAUUGUAAUCGCUCUCUACUUGCUCGCAUUUGACGUUACCGGCGCUCACGGCCGCUUGUUCUCGCAAUUAUUUGCCGGAGUUCUCCUAGUUCUACUGGCCUCGCCUCUUUUGAUCCCGAUUUACCUCAGUGUGAAAAAUUUAAUCCGUUUGGGCAGCGAAGCCGUGGACGUGGAGCGAACUGUGACGGAGCCGCUCGUGGUGGCGGCGGCGGAGGAGAAGAAGGUGGAAGUGGUUAGUACGGGGGAGAAGAAGCGGGCGGUGAUAGGAGAAGAGCACACAAUUGUGGAGGCGCUGCAAACCGUGGAUUUCUGGAUCUUAUUCGGGUCGUUUUUGUGUGGAGUUGGAACGGGCCUAGCGGUGAUGAAUAAUAUGGGGCAAAUGGGUCUGGCUCUCGGGUAUGCGGAUGUAUCCAUGUUCGUUUCACUCACCAGCAUUUGGGGAUUUUUCGGCCGGAUCUUAUCCGGCUCGGUUUCCGAGUACUUCAUCAAGAGGGCUGGGACACCUAGACCUGUUUGGAAUGCAGCUUCACAGAUUCUAAUGGCAGUGGGAUAUGUUGUGAUGGCCAUGGCUAUGCCAGGAUCACUCUACGUGGGCUCCAUCGUGGUCGGAAUCUGCUACGGCGUGCGCCUUGCCGUGUCAGUCCCCACAGCGUCUGAGCUCUUCGGCCUAAAGUACUAUGGCCUCAUUUACAACAUUCUCAUUCUCAACCUCCCACUCGGCUCCUUCCUCUUCUCCGGCCUGCUCGCGGGCUUCCUCUACGACGCUCAGGCGACUAGCACGGCUGGAGGCGGUAACACGUGCAUAGGCGCCCAUUGCUACCGGCUGGUGUUUGUGGUUAUGGCGGUUGUGUGUGUCAUUGGAUUUGGCCUUGAUAUGCUGCUGUGUGUGAGAACCAAAGCAGUAUAUGCCAAGAUUUAUGCUAGCAAGAAGUCUAAGAAAUCUACAUCUAAUUUUGUUCAAUAAGAUAGACAGAGAGAGGGAGGGCAAACUGGGAAUUUUAGUCUCAGAUAUGUCCUAUUGUCAAAUUUGUGUGUUUGAUUAGUAUUUUUGGUGAUGGGUUUAAAUCAAAUAGAGGGUGACUAACCCUUAGUAUUUUACUUAAAAAUGUGCUAUUUUAGUAAAAUUGUCUUUUGCAAUUGUCAAUUUAAUAUACAGUAGAAAAUUCAUGUAUUGUAUUGCCCCACGUAUCAAUGAAUUAAAGAGUAUUGCUCAAUUGUUUUAA
Salvia splendens (bonfire salvia) is the source of this 1968-nucleotide messenger RNA. Its product is annotated as protein NUCLEAR FUSION DEFECTIVE 4. Bases 90 to 1709 code for a protein of 539 amino acids. NCBI's taxonomy places the organism in Eukaryota, Viridiplantae, Streptophyta, Magnoliopsida, Lamiales, Lamiaceae. The record is from RefSeq and is a predicted model, not a curated record. The transcript is spliced from 3 exons. Gene Ontology annotation, cellular component: membrane.